Molecule: messenger RNA, 435 nt
Organism: Miscanthus lutarioriparius
Lineage: Eukaryota; Viridiplantae; Streptophyta; Magnoliopsida; Poales; Poaceae
Source: the annotation of a GenBank genome assembly
AUGCAGAGGAGGGUGGAGGACUCGCAGAACUGGGCCAAGAUCCGCAGCUGCCUCCAGGACGGCGAGGUAGAGUUACAAGUGUUUCGUAAGGAAUUGGAUAGAUCUGAAAGUUUUACUGUGUCAAUACCUGCACACACUGGUGGUGCAAUGCCUGCAUCUAGCUAUUCAGAUCAAAGCUUGACAGAAGAUGAUGCACUUCUGUGCCUGAACACUGAAAAAACCAGGCUAUCUCCACAGUGCACUACUAGUAGCAAGACAGCUACCAUAGGGCAAAGUGAAGAAGAAGCGUCGGGUUUGCUUGUUGACUUGGGCGCGGUUGGUGGUGAUUACAGGAAGAAAGAUGCAGGUCAUCAUCUAGAUCCAGGGUGCCAACCGGAGAUCAGAUGCACUUGUGCAACUUCUGAUGAAAGGCCGUCCAGGCGGUCCAGUCCGUAG